Aspergillus tanneri is the source of this 936-nucleotide messenger RNA. RefSeq names its product putative aryl-alcohol dehydrogenase aad14 (gene AAD14). Lineage: Eukaryota; Fungi; Ascomycota; Eurotiomycetes; Eurotiales; Aspergillaceae. The transcript has 2 exons. Bases 1 to 936 code for a protein of 311 amino acids. The record is from RefSeq and is a predicted model, not a curated record.
AUGUCGGAGCUUUUCUCGCCUGCGCCUGAGCCAUUGGCCGAGCUCGGUCGCUAUCGAAUUCUCUCGUCUACCGCGGGAAUCCGUGUAUCGCCGCUUCAAUUGGGUGCCAUGUCCAUUGGGGAUUCAUGGUCUUCCUUUAUGGGCUCCAUGGACAAAGAGUCCUCUUUUAAACUCCUGGACGCCUUCGUCGUGGCGCCUCCAACAACUACCAAGACGAGCAAUCUGAAGCCUGGCUGGGAGAAUGGAUGGCAGCUCGGAAGAACCAGUUACGCUCUCGGCAAAGGCCACGCCCCCAACCACGCCGGCAACCACCGUCGCUCUCUGUACGUGAGUGUGCGUGACUCGCUGCGGAAGUUGCAAACGGAUUGGAUUGAUAUCCUCUACCUCCACUGGUGGGAUCAGACGACGUCCAUCGAGGAGGUAAUGGACAGUCUUCAUAUCUUGGUGGAGCAGGAACAGGUUCUCUACUUGGGAGUUUCGGACACCCCCGCGUGGGUUGUGAGUGCAGCCAACACUUAUGCUCGGUCUCACGGCAAGACUCCCUUCAGUGUUUACCAGGGCCGUUGGAACGUGAUGGUGCGUGAUUUCGAACGGGAAAUCAUUCCUAUGGCGCGCCACUUCGGUAUGGCCCUGGCUCCAUUCGAUGUUCUCGGUAGCGGCAAGUUCCAGACUAUGAAAGCCAUGAUGGAGCGGAAACAAAAGGGAGAAACACUGCGGAGCAUGUUUGGUAACGGAGAGCAAACAGAAGAGGAGAUCAAGAUGAAUGAAGCCCUGGCUCAAGUAACAUCGGAGCACGGCAUCGAGUCCGUGACCGCUGUGGCUCUGGCCUAUGUCAUGGCCAAAGCCCCCAACGUGUUCCCCCUGGUGGGUGGCAGAAAAGUGGAGUACCUGAAGGACAAUAUUCAGGCAUUGAAGAUCAAAUUAACGCCAGUAUAA